Drosophila ficusphila is the source of this 2239-nucleotide messenger RNA. Its product is annotated as coiled-coil domain-containing protein 13. Gene Ontology annotation, cellular component: centriolar satellite. Gene Ontology annotation, biological process: non-motile cilium assembly; cytoplasmic microtubule organization. The record is from RefSeq and is a predicted model, not a curated record. NCBI's taxonomy places the organism in Eukaryota, Metazoa, Arthropoda, Insecta, Diptera, Drosophilidae. The coding region runs from base 146 to 2119 and encodes 657 amino acids. The transcript is spliced from 3 exons.
CAAAUAAUUGAGUCUCAAAUUUCUUAAACGUAGCAACUACUGCUGACAAACCAAAAUUGUGAAUACUUCGUAAAACCCACAGAAACACUUUCAAAUUAUUUGCGCUCAGUCAACGAAUUUAUGUGAACAAUUGAAAACCAUCGCAAUGGACACGCUGCCGGAUGAGUAUGUGGCCAAGCUAGAUCUAAAGCACUUGGAGGAAAAGAAGAUGGCGCGUUCCUCCCGGCGACGUCAUGACCACGAAGCCCUGGCUGCCGCCCAUGUGGUGGUGGCCACCAUGGCUGGCAAGCCAAAGCCUCCAAAGCCAGAGUCCAAAAAGCUGCGAAAGAAGCUCACCGAAUGCGAGCAGGAGAACCAGUCGCUGUCCCAAACCAUUCAGGACAAGAAUCAGGAGAUUUUCGCUCUCAAGAAGUCCGUGGAUUCCCUCAAUGAUGUCCUCAAUUCGGUGCCCAUCGAUGAGCUGCGCAGCAACUCCUCCAUUGCCAGUACCAAAAUCUUGGAGUUGAGCAAGAAGAAUCGCCAGAUGCGCGCCGAAUUGGAGCAGGCGAAGGUUCGCCUGGCCAAAAAGGAUGCCCAGAUCGAGAAGAUGGAGAAGGAUAUGCAAUCCCACGGGGAGAAGCAGCAGCACAGCCAAGAUACGCCGAAGAAGGGCGGUUCCUCCGACGAUCUCCAGGCCAAGAUUAACAACAUGCAGCAGAAGCUGUUCGAGACCCGCAACAGAAACACCGAGCUGCAGAAUCAACUGAAGCUGGCGCAAAAGUGCCUGCAGCACGAGAUCGGCGAGAGCUGCAACAUCAACAUACUGGCCAAUAAUCUCAACCAGGCCAACUGGCGCGGUCGUGCCCAGCAGAUCAUCACACUCACCCAAAAGGUGCAGGAACUCAAAGCUCGCUUGGAAUCCUACGAGGACAGGGCUGUAGAUCGUGCAGAGUACGCACCAGUUGCGCUGGGAUCGAAUCUGGAUUUGGUGGGCGGACGAUCCCAUCACUCCAGCUCUGAGAGAUUGGGUGGUGGCGAUGGUGGUGCUGCAGCUGCCUCCUUCGAUCGCUUCACUCCGGGAGUGCGUAAGAGUGAGAUACUCCACCGGGCAAAGGUGGAGUCCUUGGAGAAGGAGAUCGCCAAUCUGCAAACCCAGUUGGAGGAGCAGCGCAGCAAGAAUCUCGCUUUGAAGGUGAGGAACAAGAACCUGAACGAGGACAUGAACAAGUACAAGAUGCGUUUCAAUGAGCUCGAGGAGCAGACCGAUUACAAUGGCGUCAAUAUAAACACCAUGAAUGAUAAACUGAAUCGCCAGCGGAUUCAGUACGAAGGCCGACUGGAUGACAUGCGUGCUGAAUUGAUCCGGGUGACCGAGGAGAGGGAUCUGUCGCGUCGGCAAAUGGAGGAGCUGAGUGGCAUGCACCUGGAAACGCAGUCGGUGGUCAAACAGAAGGACGUGGCCAUUGCCAGUCUGCAGGAUAUGAUCAAGAAGCUCGAGUUGGAUCUGCGCGCCCUCUCCGGCGGAUUCCUCUUCUCCUGUCGCGAGUUUCGAAAGGAAGAAUUUGUGGGCAUCCUGGAUGCCCUCGAAGUAGAGAAAAAUCAACUUAUGCUGCUAACCAAAAGUCUGGGAGAACGUCUGGAGACGGAGCGCACCAAGAACGAGGCUGCCCAUGAUCAGAUUGGGAAGUUGAAGACGCGGAUCAGCCGCAUGGAGGUGAAGAUCAGGGAUCUGGAGAAGGAGCUCGAUGUGCAGUCCGACAAGAAGAAGCGCACCCAGCGAAUGGCCGACUACGCCAGUUCGCUGAGUCGCACUUCUCUUAACGGAUCGAUCGGUUCCUUCAGCUUCGAGAACCAGUCGCAAUACCAGUCGGUCACCACUCUCAAUUCGACCGGACAGCCUGAGCUCAGAAUAGAGGAACUUAAGAACAAUCUGGAACUGGCUAAGGAGAAGAUCACCAUGUUGACGGAGAAGCUGGAAUAUAUCACCGAGGAGAAGCGCGCAGAUGCCAAGCUUUUCGAGGAGACACUGAACAACUCAAAGACCAUUAUCCUGGACACCAUACUGGCUGCCCGCGAAGGAAGUACCAGUACCAGUGAUAAACAUCCUGAUCAAACCACAAGCGAGAGCUCUAUCCCAUAAUUGGAUUGGGUAAACAUGAUUUGUAUUUUGAUUAAUUUUUAUGUUUCAUCCUAUGCGGCAAACAUACCAAUCAAUACCCUAUUUAAAGUAAAUCGUUAUUAAAUUUGAAUGGCAUGAAAA